UAGUUCUAAUAUUUAAUUUUAUUUUAUAAAAAAGUAUGCUGUAUAUAUUGUUCUUUUUACUGCUAUGCAAUAAUGUUAUUUCAACAAACAAAUUUGGACCUUAUCAAUGUUUGUUAGUUAAAGCGGAGGCUUGCAAGAAACCAACAAAACCUGUGGUAAAGGACUCGCCUAUGUUGUUCCAUGGAGAGAUUUAUAAUACUACUAAAAAGACCAAUCUUUUAAAAGGGAAUCUUACAGUCACCAAAGAAAUUAGAAUUAAGAAGAUCAACAUAAAGGCAUACUACUGGGAGUUUGGCCGAUGGAAUACUCAAUACAUAAUGAAUAAUAUGGGGUGCAACAGCGUCUUUCUGCCUAUGGUAGUGAAGGUUACCCAAGUGAAGCUCAAUACAGACACGUGCAAGUUUCUCAAGGGUUCUAAUGUAUUCCAAGGCCUGGACGUGAAUGAAAUGCAGCACGUAUGGAUGUCGACGCAGGAGUAUGGGCGUAUCAUGUGGUUAGCAGAAUUCUUCUCACACGCAGGCUCUAUUUUCUGCUGGGAGUUUGAAACUGUUAACAAGCCAGCGUGAUAAAUAUUUUCUUUUAUUUACAUCUAUUAAAUUAUUAU
Messenger RNA from Manduca sexta (tobacco hornworm), 604 nucleotides. RefSeq lists its product as uncharacterized. The record is from RefSeq and is a predicted model, not a curated record. Lineage: Eukaryota; Metazoa; Arthropoda; Insecta; Lepidoptera; Sphingidae. The transcript has 4 exons. The coding region runs from base 36 to 566 and encodes 176 amino acids.